AUGGCUUCUCAUGGUGGUAACCUUUUGCCCUUUGGCAUUGAUCUUCAUGUUCAACCUAUUUAUGCUGGACUAGCAAUUGCCGUUCUUGGAGGCAUUGCUCUGUCCCGCCUUUCGUCUCGAUCCAAGGCGGACGACGAUGAGGCCCCUGGCCUCCUACAAUCCUUUUUUCUUUUCUUUUACUCCUCUUUUAUUAAGCCUCACCAGGGCGACUCCAAAACUAGCCAGCAGGAUGCCCUGGAGAGUUUCUACAAGAAGCAGGCAGGUGCCUAUGAUUCCACUCGCAAGGUCCUCCUCCGAGGGCGCGAGGACAUGCUGGGUCUAGUUGUUGCCCAGCUCAAGUCAAAGGCAGAGCAGGCUACCGCUGCUGGUAAGAACCAGAAGAAGCGAAUUUGGGUUGAUAUUGGUGGUGGCACUGGCUGGAACAUCGAGGCCAUGGGCCGUUUUGUCAACGUUCCCGAGUUCUUCUCUAGUGUCUACCUUGUUGACUAUUCUCCAUCCCUGUGCGAGGUCGCUCGAAAGAGAUUUGACAGACUCGGGUGGAAGAAUGUCACCGUUGUUUGUGAAGACGCUCGCAAGUUCCGCCUUGAGAACUACGAGACUGGUAUGAGUCCGGCUCAGAACCCUCUGCGUUCUCCUGUGCUUAGUUACUUUAAGCAGCAACGCCCUGAGCAUGGCGGCGCUGAUCUGGUCACUAUGUCGUACAGCUUGUCUAUGAUUCCCGACUACUAUUCUGUUAUCGAUUCGGUCAUCUCUUUGCUCUCCCCCCAUGGCAUCUUUGGCGUCGUUGACUUUUACGUCCAGAAUGGAGUAGACUUUUCUUUCCGCAACUAUACAGGUGGUGCCGUUGGUCGCCAUGUCAAUGCGCUGUCUAGAAUGUUCUGGCGUGCCUGGUUUGACUUGGAUCGUGUUGGCCUAGAGCCCAGUCGCCGCGACUACCUCGAGUAUAAGUUUGGAACAGUCCUCAACAUCAACGAGCGCAACAAAGCUUUGGGUUAUAUUCCAUACUAUGUAUGGGUCGGUUGCCACAAGAAGCCUUUCUCGCCUUCCAGUCUUCCCCAUGAGAUUAUUGAGCGCAUUGACGCGCUGGCCACGGAGUCCCCGUAUCUGUACCCGGUCAACCAGGGCGAUGCUCUGACUCGGGCAAUUGAGAGAUCUGCUCCAGAGAUCCGCUCCAAGGCCUUUAUUACGGCUGUGCAAAACUUGUCUGCCAACUUGCCUCUCCCAUCAUUCUUUUACCAGAACCACCACUGGCGCAUUUACUAUGACGAUCAGCUGCAGAAGCACACUCAAUUCAAUGACGAGUACAUCUAUGCUUUUACCUGGGAGGAUGCUCGGGUUGACGAACGCAUUCUAAAGCUCGGCCCCGAUGACAAAGUGUUGGCAAUUAGCUCUGCUGGUGACAACAUUCUUUCUUACCUUGCCCAGAGCCCGGCUCGUGUUCAUGCAGUUGACCUCAACCCGACCCAAAACCAUUUGUUGGAACUGAAGGCUGCUUCUUAUACUGCUCUGUCAUAUGACGAUUUCUGGAAGAUAUUCGGCGAGGGCAAGCACGCAAACUUCCGCGAGAUUCUCAUCACCAAAUUGUCACCUCACUUGUCAGCGAGAGCUUUCCAAUUCUGGCUCAACAACACCCAUGUCUUCCAGAACAAGAGCGCGGUUAUGGGUUGCACUGUGAAGAAGUUUCUCGAAGCCAAGACUCUGAACGAACAGCGAGAAAUCUGGCGGCAGAAGAUCCGACCGGCCCUGCUAUCCAAACUUGUCUGCAACCUCGUUGUUGCUCAAGAAAGCUUUCUUUGGACGGCGCUCGGCGUACCCAAGAAUCAACUCGCCAUGAUUGAGAAGGACCAUGCCGAAUCUGACCUCGUGAAGGGCGACAAACCAGUCGCGAAGAACACUCGAUCUCACGCUAUUUGGCACUACAUGGUAAAUACCUUGGACCCUGUUGCGGAGGAAACACAUCUUGCCAAGGACAACCCAUACUACUAUGUCUGCCUGGCGGGCCAAUUCUCUCGCAACUGCCACCCACACUACCUCUCUCCUGAAGUUCAUGCCAAGCUCUCCAAGCCGGGUGCUUUGGACAGUCUCCGCAUUCAUACAGAUGAACUUGAAGAGGUCAUUGCCCGCAUCAGCCCCGGAACCCUAACCGUCGCUGUUGUCAUGGACAGCAUGGAUUGGUUCGAUCCUGGCUCUCCAGCGGCCGCGGCUCAGAUUACCAAGCUGAACCGUGCCCUCAAGAUGGGUGGCCGUGUUAUGCUGCGUACCUCUGCCCUGACCCCAUGGUACGUCAAGGUGUUUGAGGCCCAUGGCUUCACUGCCAAGCGCCAUGGCGGCAGAAUCGACGGCGCAUGCAUUGACCGUGUCAAUAUGUAUGCCAGUUGUUGGAUCUGCACCAAGGUUGAGAACCUGCGCCCCCCAACACCUGAGAUGGACCGUAUAGGUGGUCAGGAGAUGCCCACCUUGACCAUUUAA
Molecule: messenger RNA, 2469 nt
Organism: Pochonia chlamydosporia 170
Lineage: Eukaryota; Fungi; Ascomycota; Sordariomycetes; Hypocreales; Clavicipitaceae
Product: betaine lipid synthase
Exons: 5
Coding region: 1-2469 (822 amino acids)
Source: RefSeq, a predicted model, not a curated record